Molecule: messenger RNA, 3910 nt
Organism: Monodelphis domestica (gray short-tailed opossum)
Lineage: Eukaryota; Metazoa; Chordata; Mammalia; Didelphimorphia; Didelphidae
Product: von Willebrand factor A domain-containing protein 5A-like
Source: RefSeq, a predicted model, not a curated record
ACAAUCCCUUGAAAAUGGAUCCCGUGGUUUUUACUGUAAGUAAAGGAGGGAGGGACCUUCUCGGAAACCGAAACCACAGCUUCUUUCACUAUGGCGAGAAACUAGAAAGGCCGAAGGACUUCUGAGCAGGGCUAUUUUGGCAAAAAUGCUGAAGAAGUUUCUUAGUUCUUUCUCCAGCUUAUUUUACAAAGGAAGAAACGAGCAAACAGGGGUAAAGGACUUGCUCAAGGUCACACAGGUAAUUACCAGCAUGGAACAACCUUGUGGUCUUCUCACCCUCUCUAAGCAGCCAGUUCCUCUCAAGAGCAUCUCAGUAGAUGUGUCUAUCAAUCAGUUUGUGGCAGAUGUGUCUGCAACCCUGGACUACAAGAAUGAGGAAACAAGCCCUGUGGAAGCAUUGUUUGUGUUCCCCAUGGAUGAAGACUCUGCUGUUUAUAGCUUCCAGGCUGUGGUGGAUGGGAAGAAUAUAGUGGGAGAAAUCCGAGAAAAGCAGAAGGCCCAGGAGGAUUAUGAGAAUGCCAUCUCUCAAGGCCAGGAAGCCUUCCUACUGGAGCAGGAUAACAGCUCUAGGGACAUUUUCAGAUGUAGUAUAGGAAAUCUGCCCCCUGGCCAGAAGGCUACUGUCACCCUGAGCUAUGUUCAGGAACUGUCCCUUGAAGCAGAUGAGGCUGUUCGAUUUGUGCUCCCAGCCAUCUUGAACCCACGCUACCUUCUCCAAGAAUCAGCUGAGACUGACAGCAUCACCUCUCACAUUUCCCGGAUUCCUGGCAAGGAGCUGCCCUACACAUUUAGUGUCAGCGCCAAUAUCUGCUCCUCUAAUGGCAUUGAGAAGGUCCAUUCCAGCUGUGCCCUGAGUCCCCUGAAGUACUUGGCAGAUGACAAGACAGUUGCCCAGGUUUCCUUGGCUGAAGGGCACAAAUUUGAUCGGGAUGUUGAGAUUCUGGUUUACUACGGGGGAAGAAACACUCCCAGUGUCUCCUUGGAGCUUCCCCAAGCUGGUGCCAAACCAGGUUCCCUGAUGGGAGACACAGCUAUGAUGGUGAGUUUCUACCCUAGCAUCCCUGUGGCUGAGGGAGAGAGCACUUCUGGUGAAUUUAUCUUCCUUGUGGACCGCUCAGGGAGCAUGGCCUCACCACUGAAUUAUGAAAUGGGUUCCCAGUUACGCAUAUCAAGUGCCAAGGAAACUCUGAUCCUGCUGCUGAAGAGUUUGCCUCUUGGCUGUUAUUUCAAUAUCUAUGGAUUUGGAUCCUCUUUUGAUUACUUCUUCCCAGAAAGUGUGGAGUACACACAGCAGACCAUGGAGGAGGCUGUGCAGAGAGUAAAGUCUCUUGAAGCUGACCUGGGAGGGACUGAAAUCUUGGAGCCACUGAAGAGCAUUUACAGCAAAUCCUGCAAACCAAACCACCCCCGGCAGCUCUUUGUCUUCACAGAUGGAGAAGUUUGUGAUACAGGUUUGGUGAUUGCUGAAGUUCGACGCCACAGCCAGAAUCACAGGUGUUUCUCUUUUGGAAUUGGAGAAGGGGCUUCUACCAGCCUUAUUAAAGGCAUUGCACGGGCAGCUGGAGGCACUGCAGAAUUCAUCACGGGCAAGGACAGAAUGCAGCCCAAGGCUCUUCGGUCCCUAAAGCAAGCCCUGCAGCCAAUGGCCCAGGAUAUCUCCUUCACCUGGACUCUGCCUCCUGGGCUGGAGACCACCUUGCUCUUCCCAGCUCCUACUAUCAUCUUCCAGGGUCAGAGGUUAAUUCUCUAUGCCCAGUUGAAAGGGACCAAUGCACCCAAAGGAGCAGCAGGUGAGGUAUGUCUUCAGUACACACUCCGUGGUAAUAGCGUCAAGAGCACAGUGCCAUUCUCCUUGGAUCCCAAGGCAGAUGACAAACUUACCAUUCACCGCCUGGCUGCCAAGUCCUUGAUCCAGACCCUAGAAGGAAGUUCAGAGGAUGCUGCAGAAAAGAAGAAAAAAGUGAUGGAUAUCAGCCUCCAGUCAGGAGUUGUCUCCCCUCACACAGCCUACAUUGCUAUCAAUAAGGAGCUCAACGAGCCCAUUCAGGGGCCCCUAAUUCGGAGGGAUAUUCCAUUGGCUCAGAUGGCCUAUAGGCCAAUGAAGUGUAUGGCAGCUCCUAAGGCAUUUCGUGGUCCUCUGAUGGCUAAAUCACUUUCCAAUUGUGCUGGCCCUCCAGUUUUUCAUUCUGCAUCUUGUGGACCACUCGUAAAAAAAAAGAAGUCUUCCAGGCAUGAAAAUUUUGCAAGGUCCUCACUUUUAAUGCAAUGUAGCAUUAUGGAAUCCGAUACAGUUCCAUCCCCUCCAGAGUCUCCACUUCUACAGCUGAUUUCCCUCCAGAAGGCAGAUGGUUCCUGGGAACUGGACGAAGCUCUGGCUUCAGUCCUGGGUGUGAGUGUUCAGGCUGCACUGGCUGCAUUGCCUGAUCAGAGUAAAGAUGUCCCAAGCUGGGCCACUAUCUUGGCUGUGCUGUGGCUGCACAGCAGCUUUUGGGGCCAGAGAGAAGAAUGGGAACUUCUGGAAAAGAAGGCUGUGGCAUGGAUCCAGGCUCAUUCUGACUCCUCCCUGGGUGAAUGUAUUGAAGCUGCCAAUGCUCUUCUGAAAUCCUCUGUGGAUCCUGCAGUCUUUGGCCUGUGAGAGUAGAGAUGGAAGAUUUUAAGAGUUUAUCUCUGGCUGCUUCUCCCUUAGCCUCUCUGCUGCUGAGAGGUCUUGGUGUGCUUCCCUUCCCAGUUAUGGCUCAUUCCCCAUAGGAAGUGGUCAGUCAGAUUCAGUUUGUUUUAAUUCAAGUAUUUCUUUAGUGCCCUGCUCUGGGCUGGACACUGCUAGGAGCUAGCAUUACAGAGACAAAGAUGAUAGUCCCCUCACACAAGCAGCUUGCAUUCUUCUAGGGAAAGCAAGAAGUUUACAGAUAAGCAAAUUCCAAAAUAUGUGCAAUAAGUAAAAAUAUUUCUUUUGGUGGAUGGAGUGGGAAAUGACAAGAAGAAAUAACAAUAGUUAAUCAAUAAAGGCUUCUUUAAAUUCCCCAUAUUCUUUCUAAGCACUGCUGCUCUAUGCAAGAUCAUUCUUUGUGGUUACCAGGAUCUCUGGCACUGUAUAACCCAUUAAAUUUCAGAUUUGAUGAACGCAGACAUUAUUCUAGCUUUCCCCUUUGAGAUUAUCUCAUAGAAUAUUAUAGAAAGAAUGCUUCCCCUUCUGUUUUAGAUGAUUAAACAGAGGAAUGGAGGGACUAGUUUGAAGUGUCUUUAAUCUAUGUGCUGAUAGGGAUUUUACUUUUGAUGAGAUAGUGAAAAUUUAGAAGGCAUUAGGACAUGUAUCUACCAUGACAUGUUAUUGCAUAACAAUUAGAAUUGCUUGUAUUAAAUGUCAUUAACAUAAUUCUUCUAUCACUCUUGCAUGCUAUCUGGAGAAAGCUAGUUAGUAAAGACCCCAUGCACAGAAAGCUAGAUUUAGGAGACAGAUAUUGAAUUUAACCUGACUCUGUGCCGGAGGAAUGAGUGUGGAAAGAGAUACCUAAAAUUCCUCACCCACAGGCUCAACUCUGCCCUGAACUGUUCUGAUUCUAUGUGAGGCUUUACAUAUUCUAAUUCAACAUGCACUUAGGAGCUCCUUUUGCUGCCUGUGGGAACUACUGGAGACAAUUCUUGGUAGUCAUGGAGGUGAAGUCCUAUGAUGGCUGCAGGUCCCUUUCCUUUUAUGCCCUGUUCUCUGCUGAGCAACAAUAAUAGGAAUAUAUAGAACUAAUAUAGAGAUAAAUACCACCCUGUCUCUGAAAUGAACGGAAAGGCAUUCUUUGCAUUUAAUGACCUGGCUCUUAUAUUUCCACUUGCUUUGUCAUGGAUACUUGAGCUUUUCAGAAAAAUGUUAUUUCCUGAAAAUAUUCUAGUAACAAGAAUAAAGUGACUUGCCUAUUAA